AUGACCCAAGGUCCUGCCACAGCCACCACCCAAGAAAACAUUGACCUUGUUCACCACAUGGUGAUAGAUGACAGACAUUUAAAUGUUAAUCAGAUAACUAAUGCUGUGAGCAUCUUCUGUGAACGAGUUGAGAACAUUCUGCAUAACAAACUUGGCAUGUCGAAGGUUUCCACUCAGUGGAUGCCACAACCUUUGACACCUGAUCAAAAGCACACCAGGCUGGUCAUGUUGCAGGUGAACUUGGCACUUUUUGAAGCAAACCCAGUCGGUUUUCUUGAUCUUUUCCUCACCCAAGAUGAAUGUGGGGAUCACCACUUUGAGCCAGAGACCAAACGGCAGUCCAUGCAGUGGAAACACCUGUCUUCUCUCUCACCAAAGAAGGCCAUGGUGGUAUAA
This is a messenger RNA of Octopus bimaculoides (California two-spot octopus), 396 nucleotides long. RefSeq lists its product as uncharacterized. Lineage: Eukaryota; Metazoa; Mollusca; Cephalopoda; Octopoda; Octopodidae. The record is from RefSeq and is a predicted model, not a curated record.